Zophobas morio is the source of this 1559-nucleotide messenger RNA. It is a transcript of the gene Rab39, whose product is annotated as ras-related protein Rab-39B. The record is from RefSeq and is a predicted model, not a curated record. Gene Ontology annotation, molecular function: GTPase activity; GTP binding. Gene Ontology annotation, biological process: Rab protein signal transduction; vesicle-mediated transport. Gene Ontology annotation, cellular component: Golgi apparatus. Lineage: Eukaryota; Metazoa; Arthropoda; Insecta; Coleoptera; Tenebrionidae. Bases 91 to 747 code for a protein of 218 amino acids. The transcript has 2 exons.
CCGACAUCAUCCGUCACUUGUCAAAUGCAAUCGCGAGUGUCAAUAAAUAAAAGUAAAUAGUGCAAAUAAAUUUGUGGAAUGUUAUAAAAAAUGGUAGAACCAAUAUUCGAUUACCAAUUCCGUCUUAUCCUAAUAGGUGACAGUACAGUCGGAAAAAGUUCACUAUUAAAGUAUUUUACUGAUGGCAAAUUCGCAGAGCUCUCAGACCCCACCGUUGGAGUGGACUUUUUUGCGAGACUCAUAGAAGUUAAAGACGGCACUAGAAUAAAAUUACAACUAUGGGACACAGCUGGACAGGAAAGGUUUCGCUCAAUCACCAAAUCCUACUACCGAAAUUCAGUUGGUGCUUUGUUAGUUUAUGAUAUUUGCAAUAGGGCUAGUUUCGAACACAUUCCUGUCUGGAUGUCAGAAGCUAGAAGGCAUAUUGAACCUCAUAGGCCCGUUUUUGCACUUGUUGGUUGUAAACUAGAUCUUGUUAAUAAUGGAGGUCAAAGAGAAGUUUCUAAAGAGGAAGCAAAAGCUUUUGCUGACCAGCAUGGCAUUUUCAACGUAGAAACCUCAGCAAAAAAUGGUAUGAAUGUCGAGGAGGCGUUCAGAUCUGUCACCCAAGAAGUGUAUAAUCGGAUACAAACUGGGGAGUAUAAAGUUGAAGAUGGUUGGGAUGGAAUUAAAACAGGGUUUGCACGCCCCAAUGGGUUGGAUUUCAAUUUAAUUGAAGCAGAACCUGCUAAGUCAUCUUGCUGUUAAAAAUAAUUACGACUAUUUUAUUAUUAAAAUAUGUACAUACAUUAUGUAUAAUUAGACACUAAAAUUAAUGACCUAAACUGUGGAUUUCACUUUUGUACAGGAAUAUUUAUUCAGCCGAAAUUAAUGGUGAACACGUUACAGUACAUCACUGAUUAUUGGAACAGAAAUUUAUUGUUACAAGCAGUUACUAAUUUCGUGUGCUGUGCUAUUAAUUAUAAUUAAAAUAGCAUAGUAUUAGACAAGUCUUCAUACACUUUGUUAGGUGCGUUUUGAUGUCAAUUAUUGACUAAUUCUGUUAUACUUAAUUUAAUCAAUACUUGUGAGUCAUAGUUAUCAGAUCAGAGUUGGAUCGUACUUGGUUAAAUCAUUUCAGAAAGUUUACUUUCUCGUAAAAAUGGACUGGUGAGAGGCAGAAAGUUAAAAACACCAAUGAAUAGUUUUCCUACACUUAGUUGGUCAUUUGUGAUUUAAAUCAAAGUGAAAAUUUUGGAAUGCCGCCCCAAAACAAUAUUGUUUUUGCCAAGGGGGAGCUUAUUUUCAAAGUGAUAUUUUUGAAAUGCCACCCAAAUUAUCAAAAAUAACACUUUAAAAAUAGUACUCAAAUGUUUUCAUACAUUUUGUGAUACAAACUUGAUUCAUCUAUUGCUGUACUAUAGUAAUUAUGUAGAAAUGUAUCUAGUCUUGGAAUGUUCAACUAAUUUUUAUAGAGGUUGUUUGUCCUUUUUUGUAAAACGUACUUUAUUUUAGCACUGAUAAAAAUAUUAUUGUAGUUGCUACGAGAGAAAAAACCUGAUUAAAGUAUAUAAUUAUUA